Xiphophorus maculatus (southern platyfish) is the source of this 951-nucleotide messenger RNA. RefSeq names its product ribonuclease T2-like (gene rnaset2). Bases 161 to 877 code for a protein of 238 amino acids. NCBI's taxonomy places the organism in Eukaryota, Metazoa, Chordata, Actinopteri, Cyprinodontiformes, Poeciliidae. The record is from RefSeq and is a predicted model, not a curated record. Gene Ontology annotation, cellular component: extracellular region. Gene Ontology annotation, molecular function: RNA binding; ribonuclease T2 activity. The transcript has 10 exons. Gene Ontology annotation, biological process: RNA catabolic process.
AGUUCAGUGCUGUUCGACGUAAACAAAACUGUUGGUUGGCAAACCACUAUGUAAAACUUGACCUAGUUUAGCCGAAAUAUCAAGAAGGAAGGGCUCAUUCAACAGUUAUACUGUUUGAUGUUCCAUGUUUGCAACAAGGUGAGUGAUUUCAAGGUCAACCAUGAGACUCCACUUCACUCUUCUGGUCUGCCUGGCAGCAGCUCUGUCCUCUGCUGUUGUUACUUCACCAAUCAAUUUAUGGACCAAACUGAUCCUGACACAGCAGUGGCCCAAAACCUUCUGUUCUAGUGAGCCUUGCCAGCUCAACGUUAGUUACUGGACCCUACAUGGACUGUGGCCUGAUAAAGGGGAAUUCUGUAAUUCUUCCUGGCAUUUCAACUCUACUGAAAUUGAGGAUCUGAUCCCAGACUUGAAGAAGGUUUGGCCAGACCUGCUUAAUCCUUCUUCUUUUCACUUCUGGAAGUACGAGUGGUCUAAACAUGGAACAUGUGCAGCAGAAGCUGCUUCGCUGAAUAGUCAACACAAGUAUUUCAGCAAGGCACUGGAAUUUUACCAGAAGGUGGAUUUGAACAGCAUGCUGCAGAAGGCUAACAUUAUCCCUUCUGACAAAUACUACACUUUUUCAGAUAUUGAGCAAGCGAUGGAAAAUUUCUAUGGCGUGAAACCUAAGAUCCAAUGUUUGCAUCCAUCAAUGAACUCUGAGUUCCAGACUUUGGGACAGAUUGAGAUCUGUUUUGAUGCUGACUUCGCUCUGCAAGACUGUGAGAAACAUUUUGCCACUAAUACUCUUUCAAGAGGACAGUGGGACCAAAACAAAUCAUCUGGACUCAGCGUGUGUUCUCCUGACAUACCAGUUUAUUACCCUCCUACUUCUUAAAUACAAACAUAUUCAAAGUGGGGAACUAGGCCUGUCACGAUAACAAAUUUUGCUGAGCGAAUUUUGCUAAUUGU